AUGGCGAAGAAGAAAGAGAAGUCGGUGAAUGUCUCAGGAAAGCCGAAGCACGCCCUUGAUGUUAACCGAGAUGGGAAUGCAAGCAAAGGCAAACGCAGCGCCUCCACGGUGCGGCGGCUCAAGAUGUACAAUACGAAGCCGAAGCGUGACAGUAAGGGCAAGAUUGUGAAGCACGAUUUGCAGUCCAAGGAGUUGCCAUCUACUCGAAUUCAACCCGAUCGCCGAUGGUUCGGUAAUACUCGGGUUGUAAAUCAGAAAGAGCUUGAAUUUUUCCGUGAAGAACUGCAACGCCGGCUAUCUAGUAACUACAAUGUCAUUUUAAAGGAUAGGAAACUGCCAAUGUCCCUUUUAAAUGAUCACCAGAAGCAAGCAAGAGUUCAUCUUCUCGAUACGGAGCCUUUUGCAGAUGCAUUUGGACCUAAGAAGAAGAGGAAGCGUCCAAAGCUGAUGGUAUCAGAUUACGAGGCACUAGCUAAGAAGGCUGAUGGUUCUCAAGAUGCAUUUGAAGAGAAAUAUGGUGCAAGUGUAUCUACAGAAGGAAUUGAAGAUGGAUUCAGGGACUUGGUUCGGCAUACAAAUAUUUGA
This is a messenger RNA of Ilex paraguariensis (yerba mate), 585 nucleotides long. NCBI's taxonomy places the organism in Eukaryota, Viridiplantae, Streptophyta, Magnoliopsida, Aquifoliales, Aquifoliaceae. The record is from the annotation of a GenBank genome assembly.